AAACUUUACUUUGUUUUGAUACCGUGAAAUAUUCGUAUAAUACUUGAAAUACUUGCGUUUUAGGUGCAUUUCGAAAUUUUGAGCACUGUUACUCCCCCCGUCUGCCGCGCUUACUGCUCGUCGAAAUUAUUUUAAGCAAAAACUUCUUAUGAUAACCUGCGUGUUACCUCGUUUUACUAACUUUCCCAAAUCCCUUACUUUAUAAUUUUUUAAUUAUUCAUAAAAAAACAAUUUAUACGAUCUCUUAAAUAUUAAUACAAUUUUACUCAGUUUUUGAUUAUCUUUUUUCUUCUUCACCAGUAUAGGGUAUGAUUUCAUACCUCAGCGAGGCGAUAUUAGUAUUCAGCUCUCAAUGCGCUAUUCAACUAAAAGCGUCUUUAUGACGUAGUAAAAAAAUUUAAAAAUUCUAAACGCAAAUGCUUACAAUAAUUUUUAUACGAUACAAACAUAACGACAAUUAUUCGAAUGCAUAUUUAUCAACAUGAUAAUUAAUGUAAAUAAAUGCACACUGAAUUAAUAAUGGUGUAUUUACAUAAUUAAAUGGUUAAUGAACCAUAAUGUUGAUGUCUUGUGUAUGAUUGCAAGGCGUUUAUAUGUGUUUUCAACUCAUCGAAAUAUGAAUUUGCUCCUUUCUCUUCAUGUCUAGUAGGUUAACAUGGCUUUUUCUGGUUUUACUGAUGAACAAAUGUACCUUCGGGUAUCUUCAAAGUCAACAAUUUUCUUGUCCGUCUGGUAGAUCUGUGUUUAUAUCACCCAUUCUUCAUGAAAGAUUUCAACUUCAACAAUUCUCGUACAGUAAACAAGACUGUUUGCAAUCUUGCUGUGUUUCGCCAUUAUGUUCUGCAAUAUACUACAGCUUCUUUAUAUGUUAUCGUUGUCAAGGAGACUGUCAAAAUUAUUUGGAAAAGAAAACGUUGGAAAAUAUUUCGGACAAUAAAUUUUUAGAGAAUCCUCGACACAGUGCAGUUCAAAUGCACGAUGAUGUAUCCAACGUAGAUCUAGAGCAAACCUGCACAGGAAGUGCAGUCAUGUUAUCUGCAAAAUUAAGAAAUGGACGGGAAUCUGGAACAUUUAAGGAACAACCACGUGUUAACACGAUAAAUGAAUGCACAACAAAAUGCUGUGCGCUGAACACAUGUGAUGUAGCGUAUAUGGUGGCUGACAGAUGUUUUACAGUUGACUGUCAUUCUGAUGACGAUUGUCAGUGGUUGACGGACAUGUCACAUACAAAUUCGAAAUUGGUGUACGUUACUAGAGGUGAAAAAGAGAAGAAAAAGAAAAAGAAGAAGAAGAAGGAUUCUGCCAUAACCUCGUCAUCGCAACACCCUUCUCCGUCCCAGCAAAAUAAAGUACUACCCACACAAUCAACAAAAAAAGAUCAGUUUGCUCUGCUGAAGGAGAUUUUCCAUCCACGUAAGCAAGACGUUGAGUUAACACAGCUCGAACGUUUCGCUCAUGAUGGUUUCAUUAAUAACCGUGCUAUUGAUGAUGUCCAAUCAUCACUUCUUGAUUCUGCUGACUCAUCAGAAAGUGGCAGCGGUGAACAAACAGAUAGUGAUAACUACUUUGACACUUCCGAUUUUCAGUUUCAAAAAACACAAACGAAAAAGUCAAGCAUUCCAACUGAAAUACCCGUUAUCUAUUUAAAGGGAGUGGAUCCAGACUCCUUUGAACUAGGUGCGGAUGAUUUUUCCACGUUAGGCCACAACUCGACUACCAAGACCGUGUUAGGCCACAACUUGAUUACCAUGACAACUAGAGCACCUCCGGCAACUGCUCUAAAAAUCACUAUUGAGAAGUUUAAGGACAUUAAUGGCAACAUUAACAAAUUAGACAAGAAUUUUGAAAAACAAGAAGAAGAUAAAAAGAUCAUAGAGAAAGCUUUCGGUAAAUUACAGAAUGAACCUUUUGAUGUAAAGAACUUUGCUCCAGCUGCCACUAAAACACAAACUUAUGGCAACAAAGCACCGGGCAUUGAAACCGAUGAACAACAUUAUAAAACAUACCCGAAAUUGGCACCAGCAGCGACCAAAUCCCUCGUGCCAAAUCAUGUUACCCCGAGUAAUGCUACAACAGUGAAUAAUAAAACCGAUAUCGAAGCAAAAACAAAAACCAGAUUAAAACCAACAAAACAUAACAUACCAAGUGCUGUUAUUUUUAUUCUGAACGAUACUGAUUCUAAAGAUGGCGGACAACAAAAUUCGAACAAGGAACCUUUGUACAAAAACAAUGAUUUUGUUAAUAACAAUACGAUAAAAUCUCGAGGUAAAAUUACAGACCAGACGCCAGUUGUAUUUAUAAAUGACGAAAAUUCAAAUUUAACGGUAAGUAAACAUAGCAGUGGUAAACAAACAAAAAGCAAAAUGGAUAUGACGCAAAAAGAUGAAUUGAAGAAGUUGCAGUCUACAAAUAAAAGUUUGAUGGAUGCAAAUAUGGAAAUGAAAAAUGAUAUACCAGUUGUGUUUAUAAAAGAAAAUGAAAACGCCGCGGAUGAUAUGCAUAAGUCAAUACCGCACAUAGCGACCACAACUAGGUCAUCUAUACCAAGAAAGGCAGAUUCGCAAAAUAGAACAGGUGCCAAAAGAGGCAACCAACAUGAAUCAGAAAAUGAUUUUCUUGCAAGUAAGACAGCUUUACCAGGAAAGAAUCAAAAGUUUAACGAAAGUCCAACCGAUCCUACUAAGAAGAAUACUUAUACGAACGCGACUGUCAAUCAUACGAAAAGAUAUGCGACCAAACUGGUCCAUAAUGCUACAAAAGUGACUUUAGCCAACAGCUCUUCAGUGGUGUCUCAAAUUAUAGAUCAAUUUUUACCACUACCAUUUGCCGGAUACCAUUUUGACAAUUACACCAGGAUAUUUUUUAAGAAAAACAUCACUCUCAACAAUAGCUCAAGCUAUUCGUUCAAUAACAACAGUUUUCCAGCACAUAGUAUGGAUUCCAGCAAGAGACAGAAUGAUCAGACGAAAGAACGACGUGUUGGUGGAAAUCCGCACAAAGUGUGGAACAACAAAUCAACCAUGGAGAACUUAGUAUUGAGAUUGUUAAAUGCGGACGCCAAAAUUAUCAACAAAUCAAGUCAUUUGUUGUCUGGAAUGAAAGCAAAUGAGAAACAGGACUUAUCGAGGCAUUUAAAGAAAGUCGGACUGCUCGCUAUCCAUACUGCUGAUGUUAUUCACAAAACUGUCGACCUAAAAAAUGAGUCAGCGUUGCGUCAGCAUUUUUUGUCACUUGGAAUUAAUAAGAGUCACGUUGCACCUUUGGUAAAUUUAAAACAUAAUAUUAACAAGGAUAGCUCAGUAAAAAAUGAUAUAAUCAGAGGUUUGUUAAGGAUCGGUGAGACAGCCAUCAACGAAGGAGCUUUGAUUGACAGGAGUAACGUUUCCUCCAAUCAUACUAAAAGCAACCAUAAAACCAACCAAUCAAAAAAUCCGAUUCAUUAUUUAUAUGACAAGAUUAAAAGUAUAUACAACGUGUUGGAUAACUAUUCGAAGGCGGCUUCAAACAUGAAUAAUACUGAAAAGAAAUCAAGCAAACUUAAUUCUACUAGUAAUACAGCAAGGAUGAACUAUGAUAAACAUAUCAGCCCAUUAGUGAAGCAAAGUUAUUUGACAAAUUCAUCCUCGGAAAACUUGGUCAACAAUAAGAUAUCACGAGUUGCUUCUCACAAGUCAGCUCACAAAUUAUCUGAAAGCAGAAGUAAAAUGUCAAAUGUACAUUCAAGUUCACCGAAUGAAGUUGGCAAUCACACUGUAAAAAACACAAACCUUACACGGAAAGAACUUUUCGAAGUGCUCAACUUUAACUCUUCUUUAACGAAUGAACCAAGUAACACAAGCAACAGGAGGGAGAAUAUUUCAUCCCUGAAGAUGACUUAUUCAAGAAAUGCAGCAGUGCAUAUCAACCAAACUAAAACGAAAGAUGUUUACAACACAACAUCUCAAAGAUCUGUUGUUCUUCACACACCAGUAAGGGAACUUGGCUCGAAUCAUUCGAUGAAAGCAACCCCAAACGCAACAAAUCAUUUCAAAACAGAUUUACAUCUCGCAAGGCUUCAUCACCCACUACCAUACCACAAGACUCCACUAUGCCAACAUGGUAAAAUUCUUCGUUCGAUGACAUUAAAAAGAGGUCUAUCAUCUGGUAGACUUCUAUUUUACAAGCGCACUGGCCGACCAAAAAGUUGCAUCAAAUAUUGCUGUGCGACACCUAACUGUAACGUCGCUAUGACUGUGCGUGACGUGUGUUAUAUCAUGCGAUGUGGCGACAAUGACGAAUCAUGUCAGCCUGUUUUGCGAAGAAAUAAGCCGUAUUAUCAUUUGGCUUUUAUAUACAGAGGUCAUCAUAAUGUCUUAAAUAAAAAGAAAAUAAAUACAUCUUUAUCAUACAAGGGAUUGAACGGUAACUCUGAGCACUCAGUAAAGUUUAAAAGCCACACAAACGCUACCAAUAACUCUACACGCGCUAUUUUGCAAGAGAUGGUAAAUCAAACGAAUGAAAACCUCACCACAACGAAAAGACAAAGUUUAGCAACCAAACCGACGCAGCUUCACAUUCCAAAGAAGGUCAUUACAAGUAUGUUGAACAAGCUGGAUCAUGCCCAAAAACUUUUAUUAAAUGCCACUAUGAACUCUUCUGAGAAAACUACACCACAACGUUACUCCCCUCCUUAUACUCUUUCGAAGAAUACUUUACGUAACAAAAGCAUCUCUAACUUUUCCAAAUGGAAUGCCACGUUGAACUUUCUACGAAGUGUACUUAAAACAGCUCAUCGGCAGAAUAAAACUAGUCAUCGUCAAAAUGAAGCCAGUUAUCCUCCCAAAAUUAAUUUGUCAAUAAAUACCACUCUACAACAGCAGCCUGAAAGUUUUACCAAACAAAUCCACACCGCUAAGAAUUUAACUCGCCUAAACAAGAAAGAUGGCAAAGUGUCAUCAAGACAUUCUUCUCAUAAAGAGAAUAUAAAUAAUGAACAUUUCUUGCAAUCUAAAAUCGAGAAAAUAGCUAAAACAGCAAACACUGAUUUGGUAACUGUCCCAACCACAUUAAUUCCCUUACAAACUGCAAUUCAUCUGCAACAAACGAUGCGGAACUCCACAUUACAUGCCUUAAAAGCUGUAAUCGCAACUGGCGCAAACAAAACAGCUCCAAUUGCUUCUCCAAAUCAACAUUCUCAAAAUCUGUCAGCUUCUAAUAAUCAACAUGUACUGGAUAAUCUGCAACACCUCCAACAUGAUGCUCAGUUGCAUCAUAAGAGUAAAGAAGAACAUGCUAAAAAAUCAAUUGAGCUGAUUAAAAACGCUCUACAAGAAGUUAAACAGAAGAAGAUAAACCCAUCUCAAAAUAAAAACAAAACAGCUAAGCAUCAAAGCAAAGAGAACGCUUACAUCAGAAGUACAAACAAAGAAACUCAUCACAAGGCGUCUUUACAUGUAACACCAAUGACACAUCACGCGAAGUAUACUGCAGAAACGCCAAAACAGGCAUCGCAUACAACGCAUCAAAACCAAAGCACCCGAUACACAGUAGAAAAUAAACGCGAGCGAGACUACGCGACCAUGUCAAGCGUUGCACCAACAUUCAAACAAAAGUUCCUAAAGGCAAUUUAUAAAUUGUAUAAUGCAACUGCUAAGCUAACUCAUCGCGGUAAGAAAUUACCAGAACGUUUACUCACCAAAUGGAAUGCAACAAAGUACUUUAUUGAAAAUGUUCUACACGAGAAUGUGCCCCCAACGCCAGUUUCUUACAGUGCAACAACAUCACCAAGGAUUGCACAUACGAAGGAAGGAGCGCCACUGUUAGUAAUGUAUAAUUAUUCCACAGAAACUCCAAGCAACAUCAAAAAUCGUACUGGUGACUUAAAAGCAUUUCACAUGAAUACGAAAGGAGAAACAAAAGUCAAAAAUGUUUCUAAAAUUCUAAGUCACACUGAAUUAUCAAAACAUAAAGGAUUGGAUAGACUUAAUAGUGAACUUGGAGAAAUUGUGGAAAAGCUUCAUCGACUUAACAAGAAGUUUUCACACAAUCUGAAAGGCUCUUCCACAGCUAGGCUCUCACCCAGACAAGAUAGCAAGUCCCAUAGUAGCCAUCUAACUAACCUAAAACCAGCAAUGGAUUUGGUGAACGAUUUAAAAAACCCUGCUUCAAGUUAUCAACCAUCACUAAAACGUAAAGAAUUAGAAGAAUUGAAUAAACAACUCGAAAGGAUUGCUUUGAAACUUCGUGAACGAAAUAGGAAAAUUCCAGUACCACCUCAACAUGACAAAUUACCAAGCAGUCCCAAGAAACACCAUGCUGAAGAAUUCUUGAACCUUGUGCUGAAAGCUAAAGAAAUAUUUCACACAUUACGGCCUAACAAAAUACCACCAAAAAGUGCAAUACAAGCAGACGUUAAGGAAACGAUACCUUUAUAUGUAAAAGAUAAAGCAGUAACGAAACAACAUAGAAAUCUUAGUGUUACCAGUAAAGACAUUGACGAUACAAUCAAAAAUACUGAACUAGAAAUAAUGCAUCAAAAGAUCAAGCAAUUGGCUAAAGAGAUUAAAGAUGGUCACAGGCUAUCCACCCAACAUCGACCACCAGUUAAAGAGUGGCUCGGCAAUGAGAAUAUAAAUUCCUUCAAUAGCAGCACGUCAGGAAAAAGUAAACUGCUAGGAAGAGGCAACAUAAUGCUGUUAGACAAUGAAGUACCUGCUAAUGAACCUCAAGGAAGUAUCCACUCCAAAGACAAAGAAAACAAAGAGAAAUCUCACGCAAAUCAUGCAGAAUCUAUUAAAACUAUUAAAAGCUACACAGGAAACUUUAAAAAUUACCAGUCCCCCCAUGGUCAUGCGAAGAAUGUAUCUCUACACACUCCACACAAAAAGUUUGUAUCGGAUACAACUGACGAUCACUUAACUGGAUCCCAACAAGGAAAGAAUAAUAAAGACAUUUUAAAACCGCGAUCACAUUCCCGUCAUACUACUAAAACAGUAAAACCACCCUUGAGCCACAAAACAACACCAAGACCAGCAUAUCACACUACAAUGUUAACUACGAUGUCAGCAACCAGGGAAAAUUAUACUAGCGUGCAACCCACAGCACCUCAACAGAACAAUAUCAUAAAAAUUCCUCCUGUGACGGUUGGAGAAAAUCACAACGAUCAUCAGAAAAGCACGGGAGGAGGUUCAGGUGAGAGUGGAGAUGAUUUAAUGAAUAGUGGAAGUAGCUCUGACGGAAGUGGAGAGCACGAUAUAUCAGGAAGUGGAGAACACAAUAUUUCAGGAAGUGAUGAGGAUAAUGAAAUAACCACAGUAAUGGAAACAACGCCUUCUUCAACACCAAUGGUAAUGACGUUGACAGUGCAGAACACUCGAAGUCCAAUUACAACAACAAUUUACAAGGCUACUGAUAGAGGCCUCAAGGCUGAAGGUAACGAUGAGAGACAAAGAGCUAUGGAGACAGAGAAACACAUGCCUUUCGCACCUGUAAACGUUAAGUCAGCUUCUAAAAGAAUUUCUAAUAUUAAAAAUGUGAAAGCAAAAAAACGCAAAUCGUCUUCUGUAAAAGCAAAAAUUCAACUUACUCAACAUAUAACACCAAAACAAUUUGAACCUACUUAUUCUCAUCGCGAAUUUUCUUCAAAUACCAUUACAAAACCUAUUGAUUUUCCUUAUAUGAUACUCGCAAAUAACACCGACAGAGCGCCAGCUCAAUCGCACCCAAAUAAACUAACAACCUCAAAACUGCUACAGUCGAACGCUGUAGAUGUUGACCAACCAGUCAUUGAAAUUAAACCCCUAGUAAGCAGCAAUGGAGUUUUAACCAAAUCGGAACAAGCUCGUAAACCUUUGAAUGCUAUUAAACCUGUUAUGAGUCAAGAGACGUACCUUCAGCAGUUAUUGCAUCUACCCACAGCUGAAGUAAGCCCACAGUAUAAGGAGGGACAAUAUAAGGAUGAAGCUAAAUUUGGAUUAAGCAUAAGCCCGGAAGAAAAACCGUUUGUAGAUAAUGUUGAAAACAGAAAUCAAAUGAAAUCUCACCAGAUGCAAGUAGAUAUAGAUACUAUCAGGCCUUCUAUUCUGUCGGAUUAUGGUCCCCGUAAACAAAAGAACUUAGAGAGAAUAGAACAUCAUGCUCAAAAUGCGAACAAACAUCGCCACUUUGUGAAACAUAAACAUCAGAAUGGAAGAAGAACAAAGAAAAUGUUUUCAAACAAACAUGUAGGUGAAAAUAUAAAGUCAAAAGGAAAAAAUUACGAUCAGAAAAAUUUAAGUAAGCAAGGAAGAAAAAAGCAUCUUCGUACUCAAGAUUAUCACCAGUCGUCACAUAUUGAUUUUUAUAAUCCAUUUGCAAUUGCAAACACUACAGCUUCUCCGAAGAUAAUUCCAGCAUAUUUCGAAGCUGGAAAAGAAAUUGGUGAGAUGCUUGCACAAACACUUGAUCAACGUUAUCACUCCAACAAGAUUGCUGAAGAUAAAAUUAAAAAUAAAGAAGUUACCAUGUCGCCUUCAAAACAUCCUAAAAUAGAGACUCAAAGUGUGUCAAAUGGCAACAUUGCUCAAGAAACAAACACAACGCCUAUUGACCCAACUGAUUCUAAACAUGUACAUGUUGUUGAUUCUGAACUGGAAAACACAGCAAUUGAAACGAAUGGUUUGAUAAAAGUUAGUCCUUCCCAAGUACAUCUUGACCAACCUGUUGAUGAUACUAAUACGAUUUCUGCAAGUAGUAUUGAAGAAAGUGAUUUGAACACCUUUGAAUCAAACGAUCUACCAGCAAAAUCAACAGAAGCUCUAGAUAGGGUGAUCAAUGCAUUUAAAAAUAAAGAGGGUAAUGUUGAAGUUGUUGACACCAACCAGAACACAGAUAAGAAGAAUCUGACUGACGCAUUUGCCGUUGAAGCAAUGGGAAAGUUACCAACAUCAUUGCCAUUUACAAAGACAUCAUCAACAUCAUCACCCACAACAACGACGACACUUGUUACACAGUCACCUACAAGAACAUUUGUUAACUUUGAUCAAACGUUUAAAAACAUACUGACACCGAGACAUAAAUCGACGACAACCACCGCGACAACGACAACGACAACGACGCCGAAACCUACGACAACGACGACAACGAUGACUACGACUACAACGACACGGAAACCUACGACAACGACGAUUACGCCGAAACUUACGACAACAACGACUGCACGUCCAACGAUAGCACAGGAAGACACCAAGACAGCUACAAAUAGCUUUUUAGCGGAAAAAAUUGAGCCGUUUUUAGGUUUGAGUAAAAACAACGAUUCUUAUUUAAACACUGGAAAGAAAUUACUUGAGCUGUUUGAAGAUGAGAUAAGACAAAAACAGGGUAAUAAUUAUCCUGAGAAAAGUAUAUCAAUAGUGCCCUUUCUUGAGAAUACUGCAGACCAGCCAGUAGUAGUUGACGUUGCACAAGGUAGAUUAAAUGAAAUCAUGACGAAACUGAGCAAUGAAGACAAAGACAUCAACUCAGAUCUGAGUGAGAAUAAGUUUCGAGAUUAUCAGGAUUUUUAUAUCAAUAAGAAAAACAACAAAAACAAUAAAUUUCGGAGUUAUGCUAAAAGUUUUUAUGGUAAGGAUAAAGAUGGCGACAAAGCUAUGACAGAUUUAAGCGAGGAUCAGGACGAAAAUGACUUUAAAAAUCAUGGUUUUCAUGCGCGUAAGAUUUCAUAUGGUCAAAAGCCAAUAAACAUCCCUGCAGAUGCAGUUAAUUAUAAUGAAGAUAAUUACAUGAAUGAACAGCCACAUAAACAUAAAAGCGUUAAGCAUGCAAAGCAUAACCUGCUUGACCUGGAUGAAAUCCUAAACUCUAAAGAUCUCGAGAAAGAAAUAAAACAGCAAGAAAAAAUUGUGCAGGAACACACUAAAAUACAUCCACUAAAUUUCCAUAGACGUCAUAAAAACAUUCGACAUCAAUCUCCAUUGGAUUUGAUAUCUCACGAUGAUGAUUUGAAUCUUCUCGACAUUGAUAAAGAAAUAAAAGCCAAAGAAAAUGAACUAAAACAUUUGAUAAAACAUUUACCAGAUGGUUCGUAUGUCACAGAAAAUGAUAAAUGGAUUGAUCCAAAGCAUGGCCAAACGCAGCUGUUAAGCGACACUGUCGAUAGUCAUGAUAGUAUAGAUGAAGAAAAUGAGCAAGGGAUUCCUCAAAUUAUUUUAGCAGAUGAUGAAAAUCCAUUAGUAACAGAAGGUGAAAAACAAAAUCAAAACACAGAGCAAGCUUUGACAUUGGAGCCAGAAAGAACAGAGACAGGUGACAGAAAGAUGCAGUUACCAACACCAUAUCAUGCACCUAGUGAUCAGUUGAAGAAUAGAAAAAGCAUGCCUAUAGAUCAACAUAAAAACCAGACUAAUCCCAAAGGACUGAAAUUAAAAAGAAUAAAGACGGAAACAGGUAGUAGAAAAAAUGAAUUGCCAAGUUUAAAAAAAGAGAAUAAAGUGGAGCUCCCGAGACCACUAAACAAAAUGACAAACGACGCUGAUGAUUUCAUCCCAACCACUUGCAAUGUACAAGAAGCUUUUUCCGAUCGCUCAUUUCGUGCUGGUUUAUAUGCCGGUAUCUUCCACCCAGUGCUCAGUACUGAUAACUUAGGUGAUUGCGUUUUAAAGUGUUGCGGAGCUCAAAAAUGUCAUUACGCCAUGUGGUAUCGACAUUAUUGUUAUUUAGUCGAGUGUGAAACUGAUGAACGUUGUGAGACUGUACCGGUAAAGCAAAACAGCACGCAUAUUCCUGUGAUUGUAAAAAUUCGAAGUGUUAAGGAAAAAAGCUUGGAUAAAGAAUCAACCAGUCUUGUUGCUCGAGCCAUGGAUGCUCUCAUUGAAAAGCUAUGGAGGUUUCAUCGCCUUGUAAAUAAAGCUAAAAGGUUAAGGAAAUGGCAAAGGCAUUCAUUAGAGGUAUUAAAACCAGCUAAUUCUACUGCUGUGAAGCAACUUACCGAGCAAAGCAAAGAUAUCAGUCUCAAUAAAACAGAAAACGCAGAUAAGGAAAGCAAGGUGGAUUUAACACCAGCUGAUGUAUUGGAAAUAGAUAUAAGAAGGCAUAAAACAACUGCUACGAUGAAUAACCAUGUAUUGCCUGUAAACGCGAAACCCAAAGUGGAAGCAAAGGGAUUGAGUGUAGUAACACCUGGACCAACAACAACAACAACAGCAAAAAAAGACGUUUUCACAACAAUACGUUCUGAAAAUUCUCUACAAAUCGAAACUAUAGAAGUCCACCCAACAAAUGCAACUCACCGCCAGAUUUUUCCAACAACUAUCCCAGCAGUCACACCCUUCCAAUCAUUUUCAUCAGAUGCAAAUAAAAACUUUGUUAUAAACUUAUCUAACAAUGGUUCUGAUGUUCCCGAUACACCUGACACAAACGUUACGCAUGUUAAAAAUAUUCCUGAAACACCAGACACAGAUGACUUAAUGGAUUUUCAGCAUCUUAAUCCGAAUGAUAAAAGACUUGAAAAAGUACCAAACGGAGUGCUUGAUCUUAUUCAAGCACAAACUAGCAAAAUACAGAUGUUAUCUGAGAAGCUGACAGAUAAACAACGAAAAAAUAAUAAGAGCGAAAAUGUGGGCAAAGAAAAUGCAGAAAGAAAACAUGUUCUAGCCAACACAAAAAAGAAAACUUACAAAACUUCACAAUUUGAAGAAGUUAUCAGCAACUUAACACAUUUAAUAGUGACUUCUAAAAAACCACUUGAUCAAGUUAUUCCGCAUGUUCACAGCAUUAUCCAAAAAUACAAUCUAACCCUACCUGAUAGCGAUUUUCUGGAUUACUUAACACUCAAACUGAACGAAUCCAUUCAUUCGAAUAAACAAGGCGACAAGCAUGGAUUAGUUCUACCCGUUCCUUUAAGACCAAUGAGCAAUCAUUCUGACCGUUAUGCCAUGUUGACUUGCCUGUCCACGGAAGUCAAGACAGGAGUCACUUUGAAAGGAGGAACAGAAGCAGGUAAUUUUAUUUUCAAAGAGAAAACCAAUGACUUCAAUCACUGUAUUGAGCAUUGCUGUCGCGAUGAAUUGUGCGAUCUUGCCAUUACCAUUAACGAAAGAUGCUAUAGUGUUAUCUGCGAGAAUAUGGAUCUGUGCACUAUCAUACCAGCUGAAGCUAAUAGCGAAUUUAACAUCAAUGUUGCAGAUGUUAGAAAGGCAAUGGCUAAUGAAUUGGAUAAUUCAGAUAAAGCUCUUGUUGAUGUAAACUUGCAGGAGGAAACGCCAGAUGUGAUUUCAUUUUGUAAGCACAGUGAAACAUUUCAUGAUGUGACAGUCAAGGGUAGUUAUGGCGCUGGUCAAUUUAUUUCUCGUGGUAAAAUUUCAAACAUCGAUGAGUGUAUACAGCAUUGUUGUGACGCCAUGUACUGCGAUCUCGCCUUCAUCAUUGGCGAUGUGUGCUACUCUGUUUAUUGUUACAGUAAGGAACUCUGUGAGAAAGUACCUGCUUUUAAUGCCGCCAUCUUGAAGCCGAAGUUGGUUUAUUUACAUAGCAGGGAACGUAUACCAUUUGAUCCAGAACAUACCGUGGAUGAUGAAUUGUUAAAUAAAACCUUGGGAAGGUUAGAUACAGCUUCAGAAGCAAUCCCAAAAGAAACAAAAGAAGAGACAAAAGAAAAUAAACCGAAAGAAAAAGAAGAUAAUGAUAGCAAAGAAAAGAACAAAGUAGCCCCUAAUUCUUCAAUGAGUGACCAUGUUGCAGGAGAAGAAAGAAAUUUUGACAUUUUUUCACCUGAUGGUUCAGUGGAAGCUACAUUUCUUGAUGAAAAUGCUAAGACUACGACAAAUUCACCACCAUUUCUAGCAGAUACGACGCCGGCAAUAUUAUUAGAUACCACUACAUCAACCGCUACUACGGCAACGACAACACCACUGCCAACAACGACGACAACAACAGCUACAACGACAACGCCAGUGCCAGCAACAACGACAACAACAGCAACAACAACGACGACGACGACGAUGACGAUGACGACGACGACGACGACGACAAAACUACCAACUUUUAUAAACAGUAAACUGAUUUUGCCAGAAGAAAUCCUCAAACCUGCAUUUUCCGAUGAAAAGCCAGAACCUAAUCAUUUAGUAAAAGACUUGAACGCUCAUACAGACGAAACAGAACCAGAAUUAAUUUCCUCCACUAUGAACAUCAAGGAUGAUCAUGAAAACCCUGUGGAGGUACUACAACAUUUAGAUGCACCAGCAUCCAGCACCACAAAGAAUUCAACGCAGAAGAAACACUGCAAGCCAUAUCAAGUAUUUGAUGAUAAAACAUUGAAUGCUGGUUCCAAGGCUGGAACAUAUCACUACAAAAAAGAGAUUCACACAUUCCAAGAAUGUAUAGACAAAUGCUGUGAUGUGGAGACAUGUGAUAUAGCCGUGAUGAUGCAGAAAAUGUGCUUUCUUCUCACGUGCAACUCACGUGAAUCAUGUGAUGUAACAGACAUGAAGUCAACGCAAUAUCAACCGAAAAUUGCUUACGUGAGAAUCGCUUUAAUAGAUGCAGACGAUGAUGAAAAGCGAAGAGAUUUUAUUGAAACAUCCAGAGCACAAUCUCCUCUUAAGAUACGAUCAACUCUUCCCAAACAUGCGAGACAUGCUUUAAAACAUUUGGACUUAUCACAGAGCACAGUAAAAACAAAUUACGUGGAACAUUAUAGCGUUUCUAUGGCAACACAACUCAAAAGAAAACAUAAACAAUCUAAAACGAGAUUAUCUGGAUUUCACGAAGAUACAAGACUUAUGAAAUCAAUGCGACCAGUUUUUGUUGGUACCCAAUCUUUCGAACACACAAUGCCACUAAAACAAAAACCAGAAUUGAGACGCCGACAUUCACUUGACAAACAAGCGUUAUCACACGAUGUGCAAGAAAUACAGGAAGCUGGAAACGAAACAAAUCUGGUAUCAAAUGAAACGGAAGUUGAUUUGACAGCCAAUGAGACUGUCCCUUUUUUAGAGUCGACCAAUGAGAGAACGUUAUCAUUAAAAGCUAAAAAUCAACAGUCAAAUGUAUGGGCAAUUCAGCCAAUGCGUGAUGUUGUGAGUUUAAAAGGACAGAGCCAGGAACACUUGUCAGAAAGUAAGGGGAUUGCUUAUAGUACUGCUAAACCUUUGGUAGUUACAGAAAAAAAGUUAUCAAAACCAGAGACUACAAGCAAAGCUUUCGAAAAAAAAAACCAAACAGACUUUCAGAAUAAUGAUACCAUGACUGAGAAUACAACUUCAAGCAAACGCCAGAAACUUCCAGUAAAGAAGAAUACUGUCGAAGAUGUUGACAGGUCUGAUCUGGUCAGUGUUUUUGCUGAUUUGAAGAGUACUGACAAACCAAACAAUGACAUCACUCAUCAGAAUAAGACAAAAGAAAACAGAACUCGUAUUUCUGUUCUUUCGUUUGACGAUGUAAAUAAAAUCACAACCUUGAUUGCCUCUAAUCCUGCAAUGAAGUCGCUAGUAGAUUUAGUUGAUAAAAUUGUACUAAACGAGACAAAUGCAAGACACUAUAUGAACAGUGCAAAUCAUCUGGUUCAAAACUUAAGUAAAAUAAUCGAGCACAAAUUAAACGAAACAAAGGAAAACGAGGCAAAGCUUCCAAAGUUAUUGAGGCAAACUGAAGAUAAGACGACAAACAAGAUGGCUGCACCACUGUUGCAAAAGCUGAACAAACUCAUGAAUGUUGUAACAACGAUGCAGAAGAGAGAAGAGUUGUUGCUUGCCCAGAAACCAACUAAAAGCAGAAAACCAACACACGCAGCUAACACUGCCAUCUUGAAAAAACUCCAAUCAAAAAUCGAUUACAUUUUGCUCCGUUUAAACAAUACAGUAGCGAAAUCAAAUCUCAAAUCAAAUCAAAUCAAAUCUCAUCAAAUCACAAGAAAUGUAAACUUUACUAAUGGGAAGGUAGCACAGAAACUCUCUAAAAGUAAAAACUCUACAGCUGUAUUACCACAUGAAGAAAUAAAAACGAGUAAAAAAUCCGAUAAAAAUAAAACAUCACCAACAGAAUACACAAGCUCAAAAUCAACGAGAGAAUAUAAAAUUGGACCUACAAGACCAAACAGUUUUACAAACACUAAAUUUAGAACCAUGCCAAAGCCUCUUACAUCUGCAAACAAAACUUUUCUGGCCUCUUUUACCUGGAAAGAAAAGACUCAAGCUAAAGAGCUAAUAAAAACCCCUGGAGUGAGCUUUUUAAAAAAAUUAAAAAUUUAUAGUAAUCUUAAAAGGAAGUGUCAUGCUAGUUUUCAAUUUUAUCAAAACUUUAAGCUUAAAAAUGGUUUCGAAAUUCUUAAAAAAGAUAAAGAGAUAAAAACUCCUGAGAGGUGCAUCAAUGCUUGUUGUAAACUCUCAGACUGCAAUGUUGUAUUUCAAAGAAAUGGUGCAUGUUUUUUGUUAAAGUGCACAAAGCGUAUCGAAUGUAAACCAGUCAGGGUAAACCAUGACUCCAGUUCUAUGUUGAUUUACAUUCAGAAGAAAAAUGCUAACAGGAUGAACAUUCCAAAUGACAACAAUGAUGAUAUUGACAAUGACGGUGAGGAAGAGAUUAAGGCAUGGACACCAACGCAGAUUCCAACUGCCACUGUAGUUGAUGACAAAACCAAUAAAAACGGUGACGAAGCCUUCUUUGAAAGCAUCUUAAAUCCAACAUUACCAAAGGUGGUUGAAGAAGAUGAAGACUGUCCACGCAAUGCAGUUGAACCAAACAAGGUACUGAAAGGGGGAUGGCAAGCGGGAGAGUAUCGACCCCACAAAGGUGUGAAGCAACUUGAAGACUGCCGUAAACUAUGUUGUGCUUGGGAAGAAUGCAACGUUGCCCUUGUUAUUGCACAUUGUUUUAACGUGAAAUGCAAAUCAAGGGAGGAUUGCCUACCAGUGGAGACUGAUGUUUCGUUUUUUAAACCACACUUGACCAUUGUCAGAAAAUCUAAUGUCACAAAUACAAGAAAUGAAAUGAAAGACGUGAAUGUUUUUAACCUUCAACCAUCAACUCCGGUCCCAUGGUCAACAAUGGAAGUCCCUACAAACUACAGUCCUCAAGAAACCAAAUCAUUUCAUUUGACAUCUCAAAACAACAUGACAAAAAGCAUUGUUUCAAAAACCAGUGCAAUGUCAUUUCCUGUUCAGCCAAGCAGUGUACCAACAUCCAAUAAUAAGGCUCCAUUACAGAGCUCUAAAAUAGCAAUAAACCAUACAUCUUUAAGACAGAUUAUACAAUCGUCAACCAGUAUUCUGCAAGAAAUUCCACACGCAUCAACAGUUUUUAAUUCAAAUUCUUCUUCUCUGAUCAAAAAUCAAAACAUAACACUUUUUUACUCUCCAUCACGGACACCCAUAAAAAAGAUAGAGCAUGAAGUAUUAGUAGAAGUGGUGGCAACAUAUAAAAAUAACAGCAAGAAGAUGGAGGACAAGAACGACAUUAUGAAGCAGGAAAAUUUCCAUGUCCCAAGUGCACCAACAGAGUAUUCACAAUACAACAAGAACGUCCAAGGAAGCUUCUGGUCUUCUGGGAGUAUCCCACCCUCAGAUAUACACCCAAAGCAUCCUGGUAGCCCUAUGGUGCCUAAAGAAAACGAUGUGCCACAGUUGUCAAUAGUUACCGAUGACAACAGUUAUAUACUUCCUCCUGAAAAAAUAAUGAAGACCUUUAGAAAUCAGAAUUCUGGAAAACAUAAGAUAAGCCCUGUGACAGAGGAUUCCACCGAAUUUGAUGAAGAUGCCGGAGAACAGGAUGUUACUUUGAAACCAAAAUAUUUAGAAAAGGAAUAUUUCCCAAUGAAGGUGUAUCACCCGACGUAUAACGUCACUACAUUGAAACCAUCACUGGUACAACUAAAACAACUGGAAAAGCUAGAAGAAGAAGGCGUCAAACAUGAACGUGUUGAGGAGCCGUACGAAACCAAUCCGGAUGACGAAAAACCGAAAGUAUAUGAGACAAAAAGUGGUCCUGAUCAACCGGACUCGCAUGUUAACAUACCUGACGGUUUACCAACAAAACCUAUUGUUGUUUUCAUUAACCCGGAUGAAGAUAAAACGCAUGCAAUAAAAAUCAAUUCAGUGCUCAAUGAUGCGUAUCCUAAAAAAUCUAAAGAAAGAGAAGAUAACAAGAAUGAGAUGAAUAAGAACUGUGACGUAAACUUUAAACUUUACAACGCUACUUUAAAGAAUGGCUUAAAAUCCGGAAUGUUUUUCGACGAAGGACGAGUUAAAAAUUUCGACACCUGCAUUAAGAUGUGCUGUAAGAAGUUUGAAUGCAAUGUCGCCUUCAUGUUGAAAUCACGAUGUUAUUUAGUAGCAUGUAGAGAACCCAUGAAGUGCUCACCCAUUAUAUCAAAAUCGGCAUACUUUCAGCCUAAAGUUGCAUAUAUACCUCGAUCUGAAGAAACGAGACUGCUUUUCUCACAAAUGGUCCAAAUAUUUUAUCUCAAAGAUGAUGCCAACAAAUCACCAACUAAGGGCUUAAAUUCGUUCACAACUUUCACAUCACCAACAAUGCAGCUGAAAGUUAAUUCAUCUCAGCCUUUUUUGAUUAUGCCGGGAAACAUCAAAGAAUUGCAGUUUUCAUCAGCUAACAGGACAGUACAAUUACCAAUGAAUAUUACAAAAAACCAACCAAAGAUACGUGUGUAUCCUUCCAUGCUUGCCACAAAAGCAGAUGUUAAUAUCUCAAACACAAUUGGUGAACUUCAAAGCAGAUACGUUCGUCCAACACCAUUUGCACAAGUAACAUCAGAUUUUACGGCAACGAGUGCAAUAUUUCCAUCAUCAAAAUUUACAAAUACACAAUUAUUGAUUAAGCCGUCAAAAUCUGUGAUGGUACCAACCUUUUCCAACACAAAGUCGAAUGACUUAAUGGAGUUACAGUUGUUAAGUGUUAAGUCAAUUCAACCAUCUCCUACUCUGUAUUUGAAAAGUGUAUCUUCGUCUUCAUCAAGAAUUGCUAAUUUAAACCAAUAUAAACCGAUAAGUACUGCAUCACAGCUAUUGAAAACUAAUUCUACUGUCAACAAUUCGAAAUGGAGUAAACCCCAUAUGGUGAAUUUACCAUUAUUCAGAUCCAUGCAAAGCAAUUCUAGUGUCAAUCAAAGCAGGUCUUUACACACUCUGCUGUUGCCAUCCAUAAAACAAAUAAAAAUCAGUCCUGUUAUUACACACUUAAAACCAGCUAAACCUCUAACAACCUCAACAAAACCGGCUGCCUUCCAUAUCUUUAAAACUACUUCACCUAGUCUAACUGAAGUAAUAUCACCAUCGAUGUCCAAACUAGUAGUGACCAGUUCAAAAGCGCCAAAAGUGAAAAAUAAAAUGUCCCAAACUGACAGUAACCUACUGCAAGAUGCUUUUAGUAAUAUUGCACCUGUAGUGACUAAACCAAAGCAAAGUAUAAUCAAACCAUCAAAGUCAUAUACACCAAUUGAUAUAGUUCUUGAACGAGCAUUAGGAGAUUCUAAAAGAGAAAAUGAUGAAAAACUCCAAUUCAUGGUAAAAACAAUUGGAGCUGUUAGAAUGGAUUUGUUGAAUCUCAAAAAGAAUUAUGUCAACACAGACCGUCACCAGCAAGAGAAAGAUGAGCGUGACGUUCUAAAUUUGAUUGUUCCUUUGUUGAGAGACUUGAAUGGAACCCAAUAUAAAAUUGUGGAGCGAAUAUUUAAAGGAAAUAACAAAAACAACAACAACACUAACAAUAAUAAGAACAACAACUUAGAUAGUCAUCAAGUGGAUCAACUCGCAAACAAGAUUGUGCAAAGACUAAAGGAAGAAUCUCCACGAGUGAACGCAUCACCACAGUUUGACGUGUUCACCACAAAUACAACAGCGUCAUCUAUACCAUCGAAUGCUUCAAUGAUUCGAGAACAAACAUCAAAUGAGAUAAAUGCAGAAAACUUGACAAAUUUGAUGCAAGAAGCAUUUGAAAAAUUUGAAGACAAGCUAAAGCAAAAUUCAUCAAUAAUUAAAAAGAAACUAGCUGUGAAUAGCAAAAGUGUUAGUGAGGUUAUCCAAACAACGCGCACUCCUGCUGCUGUUGUUGUGGGUGUGACUAAAAUGUUUACUGAUCACACAAUAGGAAAUUUAACUCCAAUUGAAGUUCAGAAUGUAAAUGGAGAAAAGCGUGGAACAUAUAGGAAUGAUGGAUAUAACAGAAUGCAAAAUCCUGAUGAAGAUGAGCAUUAUAUUAUGGAUGAUGACCGAGAUUACAUGGGAAAGAACAACAUUGGACUAAAAUCGGCAUACAAUGUACACCAACAUGAUAUACAAAGUGCUAACUUUACGAACAUUGUUAAUAGAAUGGAAAGUUUUUUUGACCAAAUUCACUUAAUUAAUGAGAAUUUGUUGAAUUUAAAGACAACAGCAAAAACAAAAGAAGAGCUAACUCUUCAGCAAGCAAUUCAUCGUGAGAUCAAUGCAUUAAACAUAACAAGUGCUGUGGAGAAAAUUGGAGAACAAAUCAAAGAGUAUUCCAACGAAAUCAAGGGCGAAAAUAGACAAAAUAUUAAACCACUGAUUGAAAGAUUAGGCGCCGUUAUGACAAAUAUCUCAAAUUUAGAAAUGAAAAGAAUUUCUGCAACAAACCAAACUUCAUCUGAUUUAAUCACUGCUGCAGUACAGAAAGAUUCGCGAUUUUUUUCUAAAACAAACGUGUAUAAGAAAGACCAGAUCCUUGGAAACGCUACAAGUUUUGCGCAAUCUUUAAAAGAUGCUAACACAGAGAUGAAAAGUUUAAAGGAGAAGUUUAAUAGCUUACUUCAAUUUUUUAACUCUUCGAUAACAGUGCAGAAAUCAGUGCUAACUGGAUUUACUAAAGUAAUGAAUCGAACGUUCCCUUCAAGUCAGGAAAAUUUAAGCACAAGUCCACCAAAGAGAAUAUACCAUCCAAACAUUGACAAUGCUCUCGCACAAACAUCAAUCAUACAACCACCGACUAUUUGUUUACAUUCUUUGUCAUUAGUGAAUUAUAUGUUACUUGGGGAGUUAGGAUCUAAAAUAAUUGCACAAUUUGACGUUGAUACUUUUUCAAAUUGCAUAAAGUUGUGCUGUAAUCAAGCCGAAUGUGACAUAGCUUUUAUGGUACAACGACGUUGUGUUUUGGUACAAUGCGACGACCAGCAGAAGAAUUGUGCAAUUGUAAAAGCCAGACCCGGCCCUCUCUCACCUGUGCUGUCGGUAAUGUCUAGAUAUAAAGAGCGCGUACAUAAAAUUUCAGCUAAUAAAAAUUAUCAAUCCACACAAAAUGAUGAAGCAGCAAUAAGAAAGAAUGUUCAACCCAGCAUGAAAGAGACAAGUUACUUGACAACAUCAUCACCUUUAACAUCGAUUGCAUCGUAUCUAACGUCAGUAACAACUAUCCCGACAACAUCCACGACAACAACCACAACAACUACAACCACAACAACAACGAUGGUACCGACUGCAGCAACUACGUCAUCUACAACGAGCACCUCACCCACUGCGACUCGAACAACAACAACGACGACGCCAACGACGACGCCGACGACACCGUCAGCUGCCACAACAACAAAGCAAGCUUCAACUUCUUUAAAACUCUGCUCUCAUUCUCCACCAAAAGUCGGUUUUAAAAUCCAAGGGGGAUUAAAUAAAGCUGUAUUUACACCAGAGAAUAAUGUUUCAGAUUUUUACAGAUGCAUCAACUCUUGUUGCAAAGACGUGACAUGCGAUUAUGCAUUUAUGUUAAAGAAACAGUGUUACCUUGUGCAUUGCAAAAUCGAUGGAAAAUGUCAAAUGAUCCCUGCAAAAGUUUCGUCAUCUUUAAUACCCGUCGUGUCGGUUAUGCGACGGUAUGUACAACGCCAAAGCGAGGCAUUGUUGCUUCAGCAAAAGAUGAUGUUAUUAAACGCAACAGAUGUAGCAGCAGCACAAAUAACUGCAAACAAAAAAACAAAUAACUCGCUGACACCACCACCAACAACAACAACAACAACACAGCAAGGUAAUGUAACAUUCACAGCAGCAACAGAGAUGCCACAACUAAAACAAAGCCAGCAGAGUAUAGAUCACCUGCAAAAUCAAACUAACGCAGAUGCAACAAACAAAAAUUUGCAAAGUAAAGCUUUGCAAGAUCAAAUAUGGUUUUUAAAAGAAGCCAUCAACGCAGAACACCAACGUGGGAAGGAAACCACAGAUGGUAAUAAAGGGGACUUUGACCCUGAAACACAAACUCAUUUACUUCGUACUUCGAAUACAUUUAAUACCAUGUCUGGGCUACAUGGGCUUACAAUUUAUCCACAGAAACAACACCAUACAUCCUUGACACCUCCCCUGUGUCAGUAUAGCCCGGUUUCUUACAAUGUUUCGCUGCGUCGAGGAAAGGAUUCGGGCUAUUUUACCGACCAGGGGGUUGUUGAGGAUGCAAUCCACUGUGCGAGAAUUUGCUGCCAGUCUCCUGAAUGCGAUGUGGCAUUUAUGCUAAAAAACAAAUGUUUUACCGUGAAUUGCGUCAGUUUAGAAGACUGUUUACCGGUAGCAGCGAAAUUUUCGCGUUUUCCGACUGCUGCAAUAUAUGUCUUCAAACACGUUGAAACGAGUAACACGUAUGUUAACAACCCUGUUGUAAAAACAGGACCAGAGCCUGUGAAAACAGGUCCUGAUAUUACAAAUUCAAGACCAGAUGUGACACCAUCUAAAAGAUCAUUUCAGGUUAGGACUUCUCCAACUACUACUAGAGUCCACACAACGAAUGAUAGACUUGAGUUUGCACGAAAACUGAACACAUUCUUAACUAACCAUGGUUUUAAUGACGGAGAAACUUUUCAUGCUAUCAAAGAAAAUCCACAACAUGUUGAAAAAAAAGUAAAAGAUGAAAAUUCAAUCAAAGAGAAAUAUAAAGAUGCAGAUUCCCCAACUAAUAAAAUGGUGAAUAUUAAUAUAUACACUGGUGAUACGUCACGUGAACAUGCCGGAGACGAAGAAAAACAAAAACAAGAUGAGCGUGCGCAAACAAAACACGUUAUUGAUACGAAUCUUGUCAAAAAUACUAAUCAAGACCAAAAGACAAUCGAGGCUGUACAUCCAAUCAAAAAUAUAUCUAAAGCAUCUAUGAAAACAGCUUCCCGUCAUCAUCAAACAUCCAAAAAUAUAGUGAGUGAAACCACGACGUCAACAAAGUCGCCAACACGUCAGAGAGAAGCUUCCCCACCAACAGCAAAGAGCUUCCGUAAGAAAAAUCAGCAUGUUGAGACACCAAUAAUGGUCACUAAUAAUGGAAGGGAAGAAAAAGAAAGUAAGUCAAUAAACAUUAUAAAUGACGACGACUCUGAUGACGUAGACAUGAUGUCUCCUCAUGAAGUGCGGAAUGUACACAAAAACAUUGUUGAUGAAGACGACCUGGCCGAAAACUCUCAAAACAGGGGAGUGUUUGAUGAUUCCGAAACAACGAAUGUGAAAUCUUAUCCUACAAAGAGACAUGAGAAAUUCUCAGUUGUACCACGACAACCAAGAAUACAACAUGACAGUGAGGACUCCUUUAAUAACGAUGAUAUAAUCAAUAUGUUACAACACUCAACACAGCCGAUGAAGAAACGCAAAAAGAUCUCCAUUGUAGAUGAUGAAAAUGUUGCAGAUAUUGUUAAUGACAAUGUAAACGAAGAUAAAAACGAAGAUAUAAACAUUGAUGAUGUUGACGAUCCGAUAGAAGAAAUAGAUCGAAUGGUUUCAAAUAAGUGCUCUCUUGGAGAUCUGCAAGAAGGUGUAGCUUUGAAAGAUGGCUUUAAGGCGGGUACAUACACGGAAAAGAGUGACGUUACAGACAUGGAAACUUGUUCUGAUUCCUGCUGUCAAGACGACACAUGUGACGUAGCAUAUAUGAUAGGAGAUCGAUGCUACACUGUAUCGUGUUACCACCAGUCUUCUUGUGAAACUGUGAAAGCGAGAUCGAAUCCGUAUUCUACACGUGCGCGCGUCAUAAGAAAACGGAAUAGCAAAGAUACCUUAGCUUCAAAUCCUUCGCCAACCACUGCAACCGGGAAAAUAAAAUGCAAAACAAAAACUUUUAAAACUUCUAUUACGUUAACCCGCGGCUUACAAGCUGGUUCCUUUAAACGACAUGGAGUAGUAGCCACUGAUGCAGAAUGUUUUCAGUUGUGCUGCACGGAAGAAAAUUGUGACGCUGCAUUUAUGUUAAAGAGUUAUUGUUACACUGUGAAAUGUCAAAAUCAUGUCUGUGAGACAAAAUAUUUGAGAGAUGAUGUUUACAAGCCAAGAAUUGCUUUUAUAACUGAUGAUUCCAAUGCAAUGAGAAAGUCUAUUAUAUCGCCACCAAAAAUCACAACAAAUCAACAAAUUCCAUCUACACCACCUAUGACUAUAUUCUUUGAGAAUCCUCAAGAUUCAUAUGUGCAAGAAGAUGAUCCUUCAAUUGGAUUUUUCAGUAAAGCUUCGUCUCCUCAAAGAGAUGAUGUCACGAUAGAAACUAAAGAAAAUCAAGUAAACAAACCAAAAUUUCUCCGAAAGAGUAAGGAAGAAAACCAAUUGGAGCUGAUUGAAAAAGAAAUUGCAGAUUUAUCAACGAAGGUGAUUCCACCAACUAAACAAAUCCCAAUUGUUGAAACCAAAUCACCAGCGUCAUUGAAGAAAACACAAGGAGUUGUUACUGACCUGGGUGCAACCAAUGCUGGAUUAGAUGUUUGGAAUAAACUGAAUUCUAUGGAAGGAUCACGGAAGCAUGUUGAGUAUGACAAUGAUGCUAAUCCUACAAUGUUUGCUGCUCGAACAUCAAAACCAAAUGGUAAAAACAUCAACCCGACUUACACGAAUGGUAGAGAACAUGAACCUGUUAUAAAAAUAGUUGAUGAUGAUGAUGACGAUGAUGAUGAAGAUGAUCUUGAUGAGGAGGAGGAUGGGGGUGAAGAUCCACAUGAAUACGUUGAUCAAAAUGGCAACUGGAAAUUUCCAUAUGGUGUUAAGCCAAACCAAGGGAAAUAUGUGGAUUUAGGAAGUGACACGAGGACAACCCGUCGCUCCUGGAAGGCAAGAUCGGAGACUACCUCUAAAAGAACAUACGCACAUCUUGAUUUGGACACAUUGGACAAGCAUUCUGACAUUAAAAGCAUUAUAAUCACACCACAUCACGAUGAUGUCAAACCAAGUAGGGAAUCAUACCGAAAAGUAUCACGGUCUUCGCUACGUGGAAACCAUGGAAGCCACGUGCAUGGGGAGAAGAUAGUGACAACCGUACAUGAAGAUAGAACGCCUGAUGAAGAAGAGUACCGAUUCGUGAAGGUACCUACAAGUCAUAAGCAUGCCUUUUCCCCGGUAGACGAAACAGAUAAAGAUGGAGGAAAAACAGGAUCUGUGUAUGCUGUUAAACGAAAAAAUAAGCAUAGUGAGGGAUUAUUAGUCGGUGAGAACAACGAAUUAGAUGAUGACGUAUUUGGUAGCGAAGAAGAGGUUCGAGCGAUGACUAAAAAUGCAACCAAUCCAACUAAGACAUUAAUGGCAGAUCUUGAGAAGUUAGAGACGAACCAUACAGAUAAAAUAAAAGAACUACUUUCCGACAAUUUGAAGAAUAUUGUAUCUGAAGUUAGACACGAAGUCAGUGCGUUGAAACCUGAUAAAAACAAAAAUGACGUCAGACAUGAAGAAACAGCGCAUCGUACUCAACCUACAAGAUCUCCUGUUAAGUCGUCAACCAAAACAUUGGAACAUACUGCACGUCAAGUUACGCGAAUAAAACAGCCUCUACAACAAGAAAGUGUAGGGCGGCGUCAUUUACCGAUCGAGAGGCGUAACAACGGUAACAGCGGCAACAGCGGUAACAGCGAUGAAACAAUAAAUAAAAAGGCAACGAAAGCUGAUGUAAAACGUAAACUUGAACAACAGAUGCUCAACCUAACAGCAGAAAUACAUAAGUUAGAAGUUCAAACUUUAGAAAGAAGAAAAACAACCGUAACUAAAAAUCAGCAAACAAAGAAAUUAGAGCAUGUUACUCCUAAAAUAACAACCAAGACGACCAAAACAACGACAACUACGACGAAAAAACCAACAACAACAACAACUACAACGAAAAAACCAACAACGACGACGACGAAAGAACCAAAAACGACAACGACGAAAAAACCAACAACGACGACCACGAAAAAAUCAACAACGACGACGACAAAAAAACCAACAACGACAACUAAAAAACUUUCGAUUAAAACAAGUACAACUUUGCAUAAGAGACCAACAACAACCAUGUCUCCACAUACCAAGCAGAAAGUUUCUAUAAGACACACUGAACAUCAUAAAGCACAGGCGUCCAACCAUUUUUCUACACCAACAAUCAAACACGCAAGAAGAGAAAAUGUUCAUCGACCCACCGCACCCAUCACGGUUCAUCAUGUGUCACAUACACGAAAGAAACCGUCAUCGAAACAACGAAUAUUUGUGCCGACAAAAAAGAUUAAGCAGACAACACAUCACACACCAACAAGGAAGCGACAUACGCCAACAAUUCCUAAGCACCAUAUGACAACGGCAAGCAAGCCCACAAAACAACGAACUAAAACACCGACGAGACGUCAGCAAGAAUCACUCUCCUCGCGUCGUCAACGUAGAACAAAACAUGCUCCGACAAAGGCCAGUCAUACGUCACCAAUCCAUCUCAAGCGAUCUACAGUUCAACCUCUGACAACUCCACAUCAUUCUCCGACAAAAAAGCAUCAAUCGCCAACGAAAGAGAAGAAAUUGACCCAUCCAACAAGACAUAUUGAUGAACGCACACCGACUAAGAGACAAUAUAUUACACGACCGCGUCACACUUUAGUCAAGGUGACCAAGGCUCCUCAUAUGUACACAAAUAAAGCAGCAGCGUUGGCCUCUCAACUUGGUGACUUGUAUCAUGAAAGUGAAGAAGAGAGUGAAGAACACUCAACACCACCAAAAGAUCAUCUCAAUCCAAACAAAAUUGAUUUUAAUGAAGGAGAAGAAAAAGAAAUUAAAUCAACUGCAGUCCCCCAUGUUACACUUCAACCAUUAAGGCUACCUUUAGUAGCAGAAGAUUCGCUUGCUCAUGUUCAACCUGGAAUACCACCAACCCAUACUGAUCAGACAGCACGUAAUCAAGUUAACAACCUAGAUGAACUGUUUUCUUUCAAACCUGACGAAUCAUCAGAAUUAGAAGAUCUAACAAUAAACACUGCUUUGAAAACAGCUCCAACUGAAUUACAUUCUAAAAUGCCAACAAAUGCAACUUCAUCUGCAGCAACAAAGACGCAACGUGUAAACAUUCCAGAUUUAGAAACCACAACGACACGUGUCCAUAGCACAGAAAAGUUGACAGAACAAAUGGAAAAUUCAACGACGUUAAAAGAAACAAAUAAAACAAAGGAUUUGAUGGAGUUUUUUGACCUAGGUAUUGAUUAUUUCGACCCAUCAGUUCCAAUGAAUGAAAAAGCGACAGUUCCAACUUUAGGUGACUUCUCAUUUCUUGAUCAACCUACAAACACUUCCACAAUCUUUCUUUCUCCUUCAAAACUCAAAGAACUUGAUCCUGAGACACCAACGUUUUCAGACUUAAACCGCACUGAGUCAUAUAUCAACAAAACAUCGAGCAGCAUAGCAAAUUCGAAUUCGACAGCAAACAAAAACAAAGGAGAUAUAGGGACAGUAUACACACCACAAAAGAACAGACUAGAAAAUUCAACUUUAACGAACCACUCAAUAACGGAACGAAUUUUGAAGGUCUCGAGUCACAAUGAGUCGUUUUCGAAUCUCCAUAAUAGUUCGUUUUCUAGAGUAAAGUCAAACAAAUGGUUAGAAUUGAGGAAAACAAACUUUACUGCACGGUUGCCUGAGGAGGAUGAAGAUAUUUUUGUCAUCAACAUCACGAAAGUCAAAAAACACAAACAAAUGAACCCAGCCAAGAAGAGUAAAGUACCUCCCAGUCCGCAUAGAAGAAAGAAAGGAGAAAUUACAGGAACAAACUCUGCUCUUAUUCAUUACGGUUUCGAAAAUUUCAAACUAAAUGAAAUAGAUGAUGAUAGUGGAAAUUUCAUUAAUGCCGUGUUAGUGGGCGGCGCACGUGUGACCAGGAAAGACGCGAAAUGCGGCGCAGCUAUUGAUUUAUCUGGUGGAGAAAUUGUCAUCAAUGGUCAAACGUUACAAGAACGGAAACUAGAAACUAUAACAGUUGCUAUGUGGGUGAAAGUGAACACUGAGGAGGAAAACUUAAAUUUAUUUAACAUCGAUUCAGCUGCCGAUGGUUCGGGAGCAGUUCUCACACUUGAAAUUAAAGAUGGAAAAAUACAUUGGAAUCACCUAGAUGAUAAGGGUAACGUCAUAUUUGAUUUGCUGACAGUGCAAAAAUCAAAGAUGCCGUCAGGUCUAUGGUCACACGUCGCCGCCACAUACGAUUCACAUAAAAGUCAAGCAAAACUAUUUCUUGAUACUCAAUUUCUUAAAGCCGAAUCUGGGUUCGGUACCAUGUCAACGAACUUUAAAGGAAAAGUCUCAAUCGGAAAAGACGGGACAUUACCGGGACUGGUGGACGAGUUCUAUUUAUUUCAAAAACCACUGGCUUACAGUGAUAUAAAGGAUUUAUCCGAGUUAUGCAAUAUCGGGAUUGAUUACCCAAUUCCGAUGGAAACGGGUGCAUACACCGGAAUAAUAACCGAUUCUCAAAUCAAAGCAGCCAAUAUGAAAUUGGCGCAUCGUCAUUCAAAUGUUGAGAUAAAAAACGGACCAGAUAAGGGAGACGACGAUAACCUAAUUCCAGAACAAUGCAAAAAGCAGGCUGUAUUAUUCAACACCGACAUUCAAGGUGGAAAGACUGCCGGCAUUUUUACUGAUGUCGGCGACAUGAUGUCAAUCGAGGGUUGCAUACAGAAAUGUUGUGUUUCACCGCGAUGUAAUGUUGCUUAUUUGGAGAAAAAUAGAUGCUAUAAUGUUAUUUGUCACUAUCCCGCAUUGUGUCAACCUGUAAAAGCUGGUAAAGCUCUUGUCACACUGGGCUAUGUUGUCCGCGAUGGAGACUCUGUAUAUCAUCCAGAAUCUCUACCUUCAACUGCUUUGCAACCUACUGCUCCGCAAAUUACUCAACAAGCGAUCAAACGUGAUAAACACAGAUGCUUACAAAGUAUGGUUUAUUAUGGCGUGGCCUUACGCGGAGGAUGGACGGCGGGGAAAUUUUCAGACAUGGGAAUUGUACCAAGCCUUCAUAAGUGCGUCCAACUUUGUUGCAAUGAUAGUGCAUGUGACCUGGUUAUGCUGAUGAGUCAGAAAUGUUUCACCAUUCACUGCUAUAACAUAGAAGAUUGUCAAACCGUUCCUAAUGGGCAUGCGCAGAUUGCAUACAUCAGUCGAGAGGGAUAUCAGUCUAUUGUCCCAACAAAACCAGCAUCUUCAGUUGCAAGUCACCCACACCCUCCGACAAAGAAAGUAAGCCCAACAGGUAAACCUGGUGUAACGGCGUCUCCAACUAUUAGCAGUAAGAGAGCUGACAUGAUCUUGCAUCUAUCGUUUGAUCGCAUGGAUGAAGAUCAAGUUCUCGAUGAUUCAGGUUAUAACAACAAUGCAAGAAUGACCAACGGGGCAAAUAUAUCUCCGGGUGGUGGCAUUCGUGGUAAUGGUGUGAUGUUUCAAGGCGGAAAUGUCUUACUCGAUCCGGAAAUGUUUAAUCCAAAACCGAAAAAAGCAAUAACAAUUGCAUUGUGGGUAAAGUUACACGAUAUAGAUGGGAAGCAUAGCAUUUUUAGCACGUUUGAUAAAAGAAAACAACAGUGCUACCAUUUUGAAGUGAUUGAUGGUAGAGUGCGCUGGUAUCAUAGAAACGAAGAAAGAAAACAAAUCUUUUCCGUUGAAACGAGUCCAAUGUUAACUAGAAACACCUGGUCACAUGUUGUAGUAACGUACGAUGCUGAUAAUGGCGAAGCUAAAAUUUACCUCGACGGAGGAGUGCAUUCUAUUGGGAUUGGCCAAGGAGAGCUGUCACAAGACUGGAGUUUGAAAGCUGGAUUUGGUGUAGGAGAAGGAGGGAAACCUCUUCAUGGAUUUCUUGACGAUAUUUACAUAUAUAACACAGCAUUAUACAGAGAUGAAAUCAUAAAAUACGUCACGAGUUUUAAAGAAAAGCAUCACGUGAAAUCACCGCCGCCAAUCACGGCAAAAGUUACCUUCACGACGACGAAACGUCCAACUACAGUUCAUCACUUCACUCACAGACAAACACAUACUCAUAAGCUCAAAACAAAGCCAACCCAUAUUCCAUUUCGAGUGAGCACGCCACACAGAACUUCCCAUCAACCAACACAUACCAAUCAAAGAACAACUAUGCUCAGGAAACACACAACAAAACAUUUGGCCCUGUUCACACAGCACAAACAAACUAAAAAGUUACCAACAUUCAAGCAACCGAUUGUAAAACUGCCCACAGUCAAGCCGAAGAUUCCUCACCCGCCCACACUUCCUAUGACAACAAUAAAGCAAAAACACGUUGCAACCACAGCAACUACGACGACUGCAUCAUCGACUACUAAGCAAACAACAUCAAUAACGACGACGACGACGAAAGCAAAGACGACAGCGUCAACAACAACAGUUGCUGUUUGUAAGCCGGGAAAUGUUUACCAGUACACGGAUUUAAAGGGAGGUUUAAAUGCUGGAAAUUUCUUGGAUAGAGGAAUAACAACAGGAAUAUCACAAUGUAUCGAGUUAUGUUGUGAUCAUCGCACAUGCGACUUAGCGUAUGUGUUGUCCGGACGAUGUUACCUUGUGGAGUGUUAUACUGAGGAACUUUGUUCAAUUGUUCCGAAAGGAGUUGGAUUGAUAUCUCCAACAAUCGGGAUGGUAAAAAGACCGGGCGGACCUAAAAUUCCAGAACUGGACCUGUCAAUCGGAACACUACCAGCCAGACCGUUUUCAACAGAUAGAUUUCACAAGCCACCUGAAUCAUUAGAAGACUUCAACGAACUGGAACUCGAACUAUCGAAAUCAAAGCAAGACAAAACGAAAGAGCGACAAUGUAGAUUUAAACCGACAAUGAAUCAUACGACAUUUAUCGGCGGUUUACGAGCAGGAAAUUUUACGAACAAAGGUGUCGUAACUUCAAUGAAAAUUUGUCAAGAUUUAUGUUGUAAGGGAAUGAAUUGUGACGUAGCGGUUAUGAUGAAACACACGUGUUUCUUGGUGCACUGUAAAAACGAAGAACUCUGCAAACCAAGAAAAGCGCAAUUAGAGACUUUUAGUUUAUUGUUGGCAUAUCGAGACAAAAAAGCAGAGGAAGAAGCUGAGGAGAUGGCAUUAUUACAAACAACGUCUGCACCAACGACAACAACAACGUCGAAACCCAUAACAACGACAACAACUAUAAAGAAAACAACAACACCGACAGCGACACGUCGCACGACUUUAAGUUUAAUCUCGAACGAUUUCACUCCAGAUAUUCCAGCAGCACUGAGACCAAACAAAGAUGUCCGGUCGUGGUGUUUGAACAGUUUUAUUCUUACUGGUGUACAUCUUGUUGGUGGAAUAAAUUCAGGACCCCGUCAAGAGUUGGGCAAAGUAGAUACUAUAAACGAAUGUAUGCGAAAAUGCUGCAAUAUGACGGAUUGCACUGUCGCUUAUCAUGACGGUAACAGUUGCUAUGCGUUACGAUGUUUAAAUAAAAACAAAUGCAAAACGAAAAUCGGAAGCACUGAAGAGAGUGUCGGUUAUGUAAUCCGAAACGGGUGGAGCUUGUUUAAGAGCGAACAGGAAGCGUUACAAGGAGCAAUGUUUACAAAUCCGUCUUCGGAUUCUGAAAAUGUUCAAACUGGAAGUCCCGAUAAUAACAAAACCUUGAGUCUGGAGAACCAUGUUGGACUUAUCGACCAUCCAAGUUUAGCACAGGGAAAUAACUUUGGAUACUGUGAAAAGAAAGAGACACUCAAAGAGAGAAGAUUGAUAGAGGGCAUGAAAUCAGGUGUGUUUACAAAUCAUGGCGAUGUAAGUGACUUCGAGUCAUGUGUGAUGUACUGUUGUCACGACAGGUCGUGUGAUCUAGCAUAUAUGGUACAAAGUACGUGCUACAGUAUCAAAUGCUUUAGUUCGGAUUCGUGUAAAACAUUCGUCGUGCCGACUUUUUUCGUCAAUCCUGUGAUUGCUUUCGUUUCACGCACGCCAAGUAGCGUAUUGAAAUUGGAGAGCCCUGCAAAGGAGAAUCAUAACAAAUCCCUCUCCGGCGGAGUGGAUAAAAACAAACAUCUUUUUUAUGCCGACCAUGAUAUCACGGACAUACCAGAUUUAAGUAAAAAUAGAGGUAAAGAAGUUCAUAAGCAAAACGGUGGAGUGUCUCAUUUUAAUAGAAAUAAAAAAGAGAAAAACCAUCACGCUAUUCCAGACAAGAAAAAAAGCGUUCCUCCGGAGAGCAGUUACCUCCAGAACCUUGUUCAUCAAAUUCUUGGCGAGGAUGCGUCCGGUUCUGGCGAUAUUCAGUCUGGUACCGGUCCAGAAUCUGGCAAUUUACCGACAUCAGGUUAUGGAUCAGGAUAUAGACAUAAUCAUUUACAACAUCUUAAGCCUUUACGGCUUAAAAAGCAUAAAACUCACCAUCGCCAUACCACUAAGACUCCCCAUAAAAAGCAUUCGACGCGUCAUUAUCGCACGUCACCCAAACCGACAACGAGAACCACUACUCGCAUAACAACGACAGAAGAAAUGAAGCAUUAUUUUCCGAUGGACGACGUUGAUUUUGAAACAAUAAAAGCAUUAAGUCCUGAGAAAGAUUAUACAAGCUGUGACGCUUCAUCUUACGGCUGCGAGCAUUUCUGUAUCUCUCUUCUCCAUGGUGGAUAUCGUUGCAUGUGUCGUAAAGGCUUUAAGCUUGCGUUAGAUGGAAAACAUUGUCUGUAUGAAGGAGUGUGCGAUCCAGUUGCUCACCACUGCAGUCAAGCAUGCCAGUUUGAAAAUGAAGGUUAUUCCUGCCAAUGUAGAAGUGGUUAUAUUAUGAUGAGAAUGAUGAAUAACACCUGCGAAGACAUGGACGAAUGUGCCAUGGGUAUACACGGUUGUAGCGAUAUUUGCAUAAAUACCCCAGGUAGUUAUAAAUGCCAAUGCAGUGAGGGAUAUACUCUUGCCCCAGACAGAAUGACUUGCGAUUCAAUAGAAGCAUCUGCAACAAAGAAGAGUGUAAUUGACAGACCAGAACGAAGGUUUACCAUUCCUGCUAUGAUUGAAACACCAAAAACAGAAAGUGAAGUAACACAAGGUCAUAAUUUAUUGUUGCAAUGCAAAACCCAGGGUCAACCAGUGCCAGCAAUAAUAUGGACGUUUGGUGAAAAUGUUUCGCAACCACUGACAUCUGACGAUAGAUAUUCUAUACUACCAGGAGGAAACCUCUUCAUACAAGAUGCUUCAGUGAAUGAUACAGGUCUGUACACCUGCAUUUCUUCCAACGUUGCCGGUACCGAUACAGCUCAGAUGAAAGUUACCGUGAAAGAUGUUGACGAAUGCGAAAAUGGAAUGAACCGAUGUAAACAACUUUGUUACAACACAUACGGCAGUUACAAAUGUGGUUGUUAUCGAGGUUACAAACUUUUGGAUGAUCAAGUCAGUUGUCAAGACGUGGAUGAAUGCGAGCAAGUUAACAAUUGCCAUCAAUUUUGUUACAACACGGAAGGGAGUUAUUCCUGCGGAUGCGGUGAAGGCUAUCAUUUGAAUGUUGACGGAACGCACUGUGAUGAUAUUGAUGAAUGCGCAAGUCCAUUUCAUGGGUGUGCACAGUUAUGUAAUAAUACGAUUGGUGGAUACUUUUGCACAUGCGCAGAAGGAUAUAACAUGACAACGAAUAACAGGACUUGUGAAAAAACCACACUUCACAGUCACUCAAGAUUGUCACCGAGAUUUACCACCAAACGAAUCAUGUACAUUACAGUGACGGCGUCGUUAAUUGUGACAAUAUUUGUCGUGGCGGCGUCGUUGUUUUAUCUAUUUCGAAAUUACAAAAAGCGCUGGAAGUGGAGACAGGAACUAUCAAGACAAAACCAGCCACCGAUCCACACACGAAGCUCAGCCAUUUAUUCCUGGAAUUAAAUAAAAAAAGAACUUUUGUUAUAAAUGAAAAGACAAAAGCAAGCAGGUCUGUGCAUGGUUCAAAGGAUGUAAACAAACAGUUUGUCGUAACAGCGGUCAAAUUUACCGUAAUAAAAACACUCAAAACUAAAAAUACGCGUUUGAUCAGCUACAAUUGCAUGAAACGACAUAAGAUAUACAAAGGCGACAUAAAAUGUCAAGUUAGAUGUGUAUGUGUCAACCUCGUGUCCAAGCUUUCCAUUUGGACUGAAAAUGAGGUUGCUUGAUGAGUAGUUUAGUUGUUUUUUGUAUUAGCUUGCGUUAUCAUUGUAUAUAUGUUAAUAUUUUUUUAUAUUUUCUGUUUCUUAAUAAUUUUUCAAAAAUUGAACACUGGUUGAAUAAAUAGAUAUAAGACUUUGUAAAAAUGAAUUUGUAAAUUGACAUUUUUUAUAAUUUUUAAUAAAUUAUAUUUAUUUUUAA
Hydractinia symbiolongicarpus is the source of this 33443-nucleotide messenger RNA. RefSeq lists its product as uncharacterized. Gene Ontology annotation, molecular function: calcium ion binding. Gene Ontology annotation, cellular component: cytoplasmic vesicle; plasma membrane. The transcript has 24 exons. Lineage: Eukaryota; Metazoa; Cnidaria; Hydrozoa; Anthoathecata; Hydractiniidae. The coding region runs from base 639 to 32984 and encodes 10781 amino acids. The record is from RefSeq and is a predicted model, not a curated record.